ACUAACAUUUUGUGUGGCCCUAACAGGGUUUCGAAGACACAGACUCAUCAGAUUGCUGCUUUGAAGGAACGGCAGAUGGAAACUCUAAAAGCUGCUCUUGGCAUAGGAGUUGAAGUUGACGGAAAAAAGAAGCACCGUGAUCCUCAGUCCCCAAUCUCUGAGGAAAAUGAUGAUGAGGAUAAACCAAGAAAUGGCCAUAAAAAGGAUGCUGUUGCUGCUGAUACUAAGCUGAACGAAACAGAUUCGGAAGUUGAGGAGGAUGAUUUUCAGAAGGUUGUUAAGAAUAAUCUCUCUCAAAGAUAUGAGUCAGAGCGCCAGAGGAAAAAGAAAAGUAGAAGAGGACACCAGAAUUCAUCUGAUUCUGAUAGCAGUGGGAAAUACAUGAAGGGGACUAAGAAGAAACAGGAGAAAGGUAGUAAGGGGCAAGAUGAUGAUUCUGAUGUUGAUGCUAAGACAAGAAAGGGAAAAUCGUUAAGAAAACAUAAGAAAAAUAUAAGAUAUGAUAGUGAUUCCUUGGAUUCUGAAUCUCAGUCCAAGUCUGAUACUGAUUCAGAUUCAGAAUCUAACCGUGAUAGUAACUAUAGGAAAUCUCAUAGGCGAAAUGAUUCUGAUGAUGGGCACAGUUCUGAUGAAAGUCCCAUACGUAAAACACAAAGUUCGAAGCUGUCUUCUAAAAACAGGCAACGAGAUUUUGUUGAUGAUUAUAGUUCUGAUGAGAACCCUAAAGAGAAGACUCAAAAGUUGAAGCGGCAUUCAAGGAUCAGGCAACAUGACUCUGAUGAAGAAUAUGGUUCAGACAAAGGGACUAAUAAACAGAGUCAGAAGGCGAAGCUGCCUGCAAAGAGCAGGCGACAUGAUUCUGAUGACGAAUAUAGUUCUGAUGAAGGCCCCAAAUAUAAGAGUCAAAGAGGAAAGCAGACCUCAAAGAGCAGACAGCUUGGUCAUGAUGAGGAAUUUUAUUCUGAUGGGGAGGAAGACAAGAGAAAUCAAUACAAGAAAGGGAGAAAUCAGCAGAGAUAUUACAGCCCAGAGGAAGAUGAUUCUUUUCGCAGCGAUAAGAAGAGAAUAAGUAGUGAGAGGAGAGGCAAAGUUGGUCGAAGAUAUGAUUCUGAAAGCGAUUCUGAGUUUGCAACCAAAAAGAAAAAGGAGAAACUUGAUUAUAGUGAUGGGCGACUUGAUACUUACAGGGAUGAAAUCAAAGCUGGCCAUGCCAGGCUAGAGAGCAAGACUGAAAGAAGUAGAAGACAUGAUUCCCAUGCUGACAUUGAUGACCGUAAGAGUGAUGAUUUCCUUGAAAACAGAAGGGUGAGAGACUUGAAGCAUGCGAGGGUUGAAAGGAAGUCUUUUGAGAAGAAAAGUAGCCCUCAAGGUGAUGAUUUGGAUGCCAGAGGUGGACAUGGUGGAGAGAAAGGUCAUGCACUUGAGGUUGAUGAUAGAGGGAAACAAAAGAAUCAAGCUGAUGGAUUGGACACAUUGAGGAAACUAGAGCAACUUUAUAAAUCAAAGGGAGAUAGGUUAGGAGAUGGAAGUGAAGAGAUAAUGAAGGGCAAAAGGAAGAUGGAUGAUGAGAACAAAUAUGACCAACCUGAGGGGAAGUUAAGAAGGCAGAAUCCUGAAAAAGAGUCUGAGCACAAUGGGGAUAUGAUUGAAUUGGAGAGAGAGAGUAAAUCAUAUAAGAAUAAGGAGCAUUAUAGUAGAGGCUCGAGGCUAGAUAGAUAUAGUGGACAUGGUGGUGAUCGCAGGGAUAUAAGUAGGACUUGGAACGAAUUGCGCCAUGGAAAUAGAAUUGAUGAUCGGCACUAUGAAGUUAAUGGAUCAAGUAGAAGAGAAAAGAGGGAUGAAGAAGCUUACCACGGCAAAAAGCAUGAAAGGGACGAAGAGGAAGAGUUAUAUAGGAAGCGUGAAAAGGACCGGGAGCGUCAUCGGGGGGAAGGACGAGGAAGAGAGCAAGAAGAGGAGCGAGGAAGUAGAAGGGAGGAGAGAGAGAAGGAAUACACUUCCAAGAGAGCUAGAUAUGAUGAUGCGCGCUCUGGAAGAAGAAGAUAUGACAGUGGAAGUGAUGAGGAUAAGAAGUCAAGAUACAGAGAAUAAAUACAACUGAUGUUCUGCAUUUGGCGGAAUUGAUGGGCUGAUGACGCAAUACAUUGGAUCAUUACUUGUAGAAUGUUCAUCUCUGAUGUGAAAAAAAGGGGGUUUUGAGUAUUUUUCCCGUUGCAGACGUGGUAUGUCUAAUAUGUAUAUUUUGGUUGAAAAUUGUUAUGAAAUGAAUGCUAUGGUGUGGAGGCUGUUUGUUUUCUUCAGCAUAUUUCUGUUUACUAGUGAAGGGAGUGAACAACUUGUACGAAUUGGUAAUGCUAAGCAGACAUGUAUGCAGUUGCCUUGUCAUCGUUAUUUACCCCUCCGUUCCAUAAAAAUAAGUUUGCUUUCUUUUUCUA
This is a messenger RNA of Olea europaea var. sylvestris, 2435 nucleotides long. RefSeq names its product protein starmaker-like. The coding region runs from base 76 to 2091 and encodes 671 amino acids. The record is from RefSeq and is a predicted model, not a curated record. Lineage: Eukaryota; Viridiplantae; Streptophyta; Magnoliopsida; Lamiales; Oleaceae. The transcript has 2 exons.